Molecule: messenger RNA, 3312 nt
Organism: Grammomys surdaster
Lineage: Eukaryota; Metazoa; Chordata; Mammalia; Rodentia; Muridae
Gene: Tmtc1
Product: transmembrane and tetratricopeptide repeat containing 1
Exons: 20
Coding region: 1-2829 (942 amino acids)
Biological process (GO): RNA processing; protein O-linked glycosylation via mannose
Molecular function (GO): mannosyltransferase activity; protein binding
Source: RefSeq, a predicted model, not a curated record
AUGCUGGUGACCCGCGGGGACCGCGGCGGCGGGGAGCGCGCGCCCUCGCGGCGCCCGCGCUGCGGGCUGGUUCCAGCCGGGGCCGCUGCUCUGCUUGCCGGGGCCAGCUGCCUUUGCUACGGCCGCUCGCUGCGGGGCGAGUUUGUGCACGACGAUGUGUGGGCGAUCGUGAACAACCCCGACGUGAGGCCCGGGGCCCCGCUGCGCUGGGCCGUCUUCGCUAACGACUUCUGGGGCAAGGGCCUGGCGGACAGCACCAGCCACAAGUCCUAUCGGCCGCUGUGCGUGCUGUCCUUCAGGCUAAACAUAUUUCUGACUGGCAUGAACCCUUUCUACUUCCAUGCUGUCAACGUCAUUCUACACUGCCUGGUGACCCUCGUGCUGAUGUACACCUGUGAUAAAACAGUCUUCAAGAAUCGCGGACUGGCAUUCAUCACAGCCCUGCUCUUUGCGGUGCACCCGGUCCACACCGAGGCGGUGGCUGGCAUCGUGGGCAGAGCCGAUGUGCUAGCAUGCCUCCUGUUCCUGCUGGCCUUUCUCUCCUACCAAAGGAGUCUGGACCAGGGCUGUGCAGGGCAGUGCUUCCCCCCGACAGCUUCUCCCUUCUUCCUGCUGCUCAGUUUGUUUCUGGGGACCUGUGCCAUGCUGGUGAAGGAGACAGGCGUCACCGUGUUUGGAGUGUGCUUGGUUUAUGAUCUCUUCUCCCCGUCCCACAAGCAGGACAAGUUGAGCAAUGGGGAGAUCUGUCAGCACAGCUCGGGGCAGCCAGGGAGCCCCCAGCCCUCGUUUCAGCAAGCCCACGCCCACCGUGAGAGCAGAAAGCAGCGCAUCCCACACAAAGAUACCUGGGGAGGCUGCCAUUCACCAUUGCCACCAGAGCCGAAGAGCAGUGGAUUCCCUGUGUCCCCGAGAACAGUGUGGUCUCUGAUGAGGUGUCUGACAGGAAGAAGCAACAGAAAUUUCCUGCUUACCCUGAGACCAUUUUUAAAGCGGGCCAUUUUGGUCAUCAGUUAUGUGACUGUCAUUUUGUACUUCCGCCUGUGGAUAAUGGGAGGAACUAUGCCCCUCUUCUCAGAGCAGGACAACCCAGCUUCAUUCUCGCCAUACGUCCUUACAAGGUUCCUUACCUAUUCCUACCUCCUGGCCUUCAAUGUAUGGCUUCUGCUGGCACCCAUCACCCUGUGCUAUGACUGGCAAGUGGGCAGUAUCCCUCUGGUGGAGACCAUAUGGGAUGUGAGGAACCUUGCUACCAUCCUUCUGGCAGUGAUGAUGGCCUUACUGAGCCUGCACUGUGUGGCAGCCUUCAAGAAGCUGGAGCACAAGGAAGUGUUGGCCGGCUUGCUGUUCCUCGUGUUCCCGUUCAUUCCAGCCAGCAACCUCUUCUUCAGGGUGGGCUUUGUGGUGGCCGAGAGAGUCCUGUACAUGCCUAGCAUGGGCUAUUGCAUUCUCUUUGUGCAUGGACUGAGUAAGCUCUGUGCCGGGCUGAGCCGAUGUGGGGCCACCUCCCUGAUGGCAUCCACUGUGUUGCUGCUGCUGCUGUUUUCCUGGAAAACUGUGAAGCAGAAUGAAAUUUGGCUGUCAAGAGAGUCCUUAUUCAGGUCUGGAGUUCAGACUCUGCCCCACAAUGCCAAGGUUCAUUACAACUACGCCAACUUCCUAAAAGACCAAGGUCGGAACAAGGAAGCGAUCUACCACUACAGAACCGCCCUCAAGCUGUACCCACGCCAUGCAAGUGCACUGAACAACCUUGGGACCCUGACAAAGGACAUGGCGGAAGCUAAGAUGUACUACCAGAAGGCAUUGCAACUCCACCCACAGCACAACCGUGCACUUUUCAAUCUCGGGAAUCUCCUCAAGUCCCAGGAGAAAACAGAAGAAGCCAUUGUGCUGCUGAAGGAAUCCAUUAAGUAUGGUCCAGAUUUUGCUGAUGCCUAUUCAAGCUUGGCUUCCCUGCUGGCUGAGAAGGAAAGAUUUAAGGAAGCUGAAGAUGUUUACCAGGCUGGAAUAAAGAACUGUCCGGAUAGUUCAGACUUACACAACAACUACGCAGUUUUCUUAGUUGACUCUGGCUUUCCAGAGAAGGCUGUGACUCACUACCAACAGGCCAUCCAGCUCAGCCCAAGCCAUCAUGUGGCUGUGGUGAACCUGGGCCGUCUCUACAGGUCCCUGGGAGAGAACAGCAUGGCUGAAGAGUGGUACAAACGUGCCCUGAAGGUGGCCCGCACUGCUGAGGUACUGUCACCUCUAGGAGCACUCUAUUACAACACUGGCCGACACAAGGAGGCCUUGGAAGUGUACCGGGAAGCUGUCUCACUCCAGCCUUCCCAGAGGGAUCUCCGCCUGGCUCUGGCACAGGUUUUAGCAGUGAUGGGUCAGACCAAAGAAGCUGAAAAGAUAACCAGCCACAUAGUAUCUGAGGAGCCCGGGUGCCUGGAAUGCUACCGCCUCCUGUCAGCAAUCUACAGCAAGCAGGAGCACUAUGAGAAGGCACUCGAGGCCAUAGAGAAGGCUCUUCAACUGAAGCCCAAGGACCCAAAAGUCAUAUCUGAACUUUUCUUUACAAAAGGCAACCAGCUAAGAGAACAGAACCUUCUGGACAAAGCUUUUGAGAGCUAUGAAGCUGCUGUGACCCUGGAUCCUGACCAGGCACAGGCAUGGAUGAACAUGGGUGGCAUCCGGCACAUCCAGGGAAGCUAUGUGUCUGCAAGGGCCUAUUAUGAGAGAGCCCUAAGGCUGGUUCCAGAUAGCAAGCUGCUGAAGGAAAACCUGGCCAAGCUGGAUCGCCUGGAGAGGAGGUUACAAGAAGUCAGAGAACGGGAUCAAACAUAGACCAAAAAAGGACACAGUUGUGUGGGACUCAGCAGGCUGGAAGAGGACAGAGUUGGAGAGGCCCUGCUUACACACAGCAGGCUCUGCCAGCUAGGCAGUCCUUUCCUGUGGCACAGUGAGAGACAGCCACUGGCUACUGUGCAGAAGAGUUGUUUCCAUGAAAAGACAAACAGCAGAGGAGAGCAGACUGUCUGCAGGGAAGGGAGAUAGCAAGUGCAUGCUUUGCUGGCUCCUGAGUGACUCCCAGUCCCCAGGAUAUUAAGCAGUGCUUUGGCAGCAGAUAGUGACCCCCAUUCUUACUAUAGCCCAGAAAUAUAGAAACUCGAAGUCCUGUAAAUGCAGCAGCUGUCCCUAAGAAAGGAUGUGUUCUCUGAAGUCAGCUCUUGGAAAUCUACUUGGGCAAGGUCAGUUAAUUCUCAAGAAUCUAGAGUCAGUGUUAAAGAAUAUUGGCAGAGUCCUGUGGAGUGCAGGGGAGCAGAACAC